UCUGUAGCAAUGAGUUGGCAAAGUUGGAUUUUCACUUUUGACAUAAUCAUAACGUUGAGGAUGGAUUCGGUAUUACUGAAAAAUAAAUUUCGCGGUACAAUGCUGGGAGUUUUGGUCGGCGAUUGUCUUGGGAGUCCAUACGAAGGCUUAAAGACUAUUUCAAUUCAGAAAAAAAGAGUUUUACAGCGACGGUUGAAUCAAUUGUGGGAUACGAAGUUCAGAGAGCCUGUUAUGGAGUACACAGAUGAUUCGGCAAUGACACGCGCCUUAGCUGAAUCAUUGAUUGAGAAACAAGAGCUGGAUAUUGUUGAUGUAGCUAAGCGAUUUGCAAAAAGUUAUCAUGAAAGGCCUGAUCGUGGUUACGGAGCUGGUACUGUAACUGCUAUAGCAAUUCAACAAAGUUUACAUUUAAAUCCCAGUGAAGAAUUGAACGUUUCCAAUUUUGUUGACGAUCUCAUAAAUAAAAUGGACAAAAUUGAAGGAGAUACAAGCGAACUAUAUAAAGAACGACUAAACAUAGUAAAGAAUCUACUUUCUGAGGAUGGAGGUGAUCUUGACACUAUUGUGUCUCCUAAUGAACAACGGGUAGCUGAAGAAUUAGGUGUUAAUGUCAGAGCUUUAGAAUCAGUUCCUACCGCGAUUUUCUGCUUUCUGAAAGCACAGAGACGUAUAAAAAAGAUACGAACUGAUAAUCCUCUCAGAAGAGUAAUUCAAUAUGCCAUUUCUUUAGGAGGCGAUACGGACACGAUUGCUAGUAUGGCCGGUGCAAUAGCAGGUGCUUUCUAUGGCUACGAAAAGUUCAGCUUAUUGCUCUUAUCGCAUUGUGAAGAAUGGGAACGAUUUCAAGAAAUGGCCGAUAAAUUGCUGGAUAUAGCAACAUCCAAUGAGAUAAAUAAAUAAAUAAUGUAUAUUUAAAAAGUAUGUAUAAAUAUUAUAUGAAAAA
Molecule: messenger RNA, 943 nt
Organism: Acromyrmex echinatior (Panamanian leafcutter ant)
Lineage: Eukaryota; Metazoa; Arthropoda; Insecta; Hymenoptera; Formicidae
Product: ADP-ribosylhydrolase ARH3
Cellular component (GO): mitochondrion; nucleus
Source: RefSeq, a predicted model, not a curated record